This is a messenger RNA of Laetiporus sulphureus 93-53, 486 nucleotides long. RefSeq lists its product as uncharacterized. Bases 131 to 409 code for a protein of 92 amino acids. The record is from RefSeq and is a predicted model, not a curated record. The transcript has a single exon. NCBI's taxonomy places the organism in Eukaryota, Fungi, Basidiomycota, Agaricomycetes, Polyporales, Laetiporaceae.
AGGCGCGAAAAGGCGCGAAAGUGGCUGAGCUUUUCCUAUUGGCUGGCGAGGAGCAAGUGCGCACGUGAUCAACACGUAUAUACAUCAACGAACGCGUCUUCGCCUACGGGCGUGGCAGUAGCCACGAGCCAUGUGCAGGAAGUACUGUGCAACAAUUAUAGCUUUAAUCGGUCUCAUUAGCACGGACAGGCGCCGUGCGAAACGCGAUAUACGAGCGUGUUCGAAAGCAAUCACGAUAUCAUACCUGAACUACGCGCGUAUAUCGUACUACUAUUUAGAUGUUAUGAAGAAAUACGAUCGAACGGAACCAAAAAAAAGUCACGUCCACAUUAAAUCUGGGUUCAUCCACGCACGCGCAUUACCCCGGGUCGAUCCACUAAAUAGUCAAAAAGUUCGUCCAAGCGUUUAGGUGGGUUCGGCACCGCGGAGCAUGUUGCAACUCCGAGGGUAGUGGAGGAACUUACGCGCAUUGACCUCGCGGUCGAC